Molecule: messenger RNA, 396 nt
Organism: Diaporthe citri
Lineage: Eukaryota; Fungi; Ascomycota; Sordariomycetes; Diaporthales; Diaporthaceae
Exons: 2
Coding region: 1-396 (131 amino acids)
Source: RefSeq, a predicted model, not a curated record
AUGGAUCCCAUCCAGAGGGAUGCGUCCGGCAUGAAGAACACCGAGACGGCCACGGAUCAGCAUUCUCCGGCCAGCAUGGGCGGAACCAGAACCGUCCUCUUCGCGAUGGGCGACCCGAACGCAGAGGCGUUCAACCCUUACGAACACCCCUUUCCCAUCAGGCCGCUGUUGACAGAGGCUAAGGCGGAGAUGGCUGGCACUCGCCAUUGGGGUGGAGGAGAGGCGCCGUUAGACGAGCAGCUGGAGAACAGCCUCGAGCGCGGAGACGAGGACGACUAUCUCCCGAAUCCGGACAAUCAUCCCAGGAGGUCUUCUUCAAGCAGCGUUACUACACCUUUCACCAGCCUCGCCCUCGCCCUCGACGUACUCUCUGAGUACUGGCGUUCAGAUCAAUGA